Molecule: messenger RNA, 3140 nt
Organism: Diachasma alloeum
Lineage: Eukaryota; Metazoa; Arthropoda; Insecta; Hymenoptera; Braconidae
Exons: 4
Coding region: 184-2685 (833 amino acids)
Source: RefSeq, a predicted model, not a curated record
UUCCGAUCAGCCAAUUCCUACAGAAAUGUCCCUUAAGCUUCUCGCGUAAUAAUAGCACUGUCUUCGAGUCCUCUUCAGGUUUAUCCCCCUCCCCUGCCUUUUAAUUUGCUGUAACUUAUAACAUGAAGAAUGUAGAGAUAUCCCUCUAUAAGGAGAAUCGACGAGUAAUGCAAAGACUGACAGAUGUCAGAAACUUGGAAUGCUGUGGUUAAGGCGCACGGAGAGGAAGAGGAGGAAGAGGAGGAGGACGAGGAGGAGGAAUCAAAGUCAAAUGAAGAAUGUGACAAGGAUCAAGCCUUAACAUCAAUAACUUAUAGUAGUACAUUUUUGAAUGAUGACAUUAUUGACAUAUCCAGGCUUGAUUUGGAAGAUGAAGAAACUUGGCUUUUACAAAGCAAUAAAAGUGAGUUAUCAUGUUGUGAUCUUCGUAGUUGGCUCAGAAGAGAUUUCCACGAAGGCUGUACAAAGCCAAAUAAUAAUAUUACAAAUGACAAUACUGAGCUUGGAUUAUCAAUCGACACUAGGACAUUUACACGAUGUAAGAAAAAAAUGGCCAAACUGAACUUUGAUUGUAUAAAAGAAACAACAUUACCUGGAGUUAUUUAUAAUGAUAGUGAAUCAUCAUUGAAGAAAAUGAAAAUCAAUUGGAAGGAAGAGGAAACAAGAAAUGAAGACUCCAUUCCUGCAAUGUUGAGGCAAUCAUUAACAGGCAUAAUAUUACCAUCCAGCGUUAAUGCUCAAGAAAGCUUGGAAGCUUUUCUGGAUAUGUCACAAUCAAAAUGCAUAGACUCGUUCAUUAAUAUGGCUGAGCCUGAAUUUAACGAUAGUCUUAUGAAUAUAUCUCGUCCUUCUUUCUUGCAAACAACAAUGUCAAACCACUCAAUGCACUCAAUUUGUGGAAUGACUAAUAUUGAAAUGGCAGAUUCUCAAAUUCUUACGGAUUCCAUGAUGCAAACUAGUAUGUUUAAUGAAAUGGAUGGUGAUAUUGUAAACGUUAAUUUAUCCCAAACUAUUGAUAAAAAUUGGCUAGAUUCAUCAGCAGCUGCUACUGUAUUGAAAGAUAUUUCUGCCAAUGAUGGUGAUAAGACAUUCACUCCAAUUGAUUUUCAGAGGGAAAUUUCAAAUAUCGAUAAUCAACAUCAACAUUUAUGUUCAAUUAAUAAAACAUUUAAUAGGCUGCCAUCAUCAGAUAGUUCAAAUUUGAGUAGAACAAUUACAGAUUCUGAGAAGAGUUGGACUUGUUUAAAUACAAUCGAACAAGCAAAAAAUUUCAAUAAAACUUUUUCUUCAAAUAGUUCAUUUUCGAAAAUUUCACUAAAUUCAACAUUCAAAACACCUGGAUAUGAUGAUGAGAUAAAAAAUAACAUUAUUGAGCAGGAGGAUGAAAUGUCAUCGAAUACAACAUAUGUUGCUGCUACUGCUAAUGAUGAAGUGACUUUUCCAUUUACGCAAUAUACAGAGGAACCAACAACAAUAGCGCAAAAUAAUGAACCCACAUCGCUUGAUGUAACAUAUUCCAAGAGAGAUGUUAUCAUGUUGAAUGAAUCUAUUAAUAAUAUUAUAAAAUUGUCACCAUCGACAGAAGAUGAAAUCUAUCAAGGUCAAAAUGAUGGUAUGCCUGUGAAUCGUUAUCAAACGUAUCGAAAAUCUACAGCAAUUAAUAAAAUUGAUUCUGUGAAUAAGUUGGCCAAUCCUAUUGGUAAAAUUCCAUUAAAUUAUGAUGAAAAUUAUCGGGGAAAGUCGAUGGAAAUAUUGGAUAAGUUGAGUAGUAAAACACUUGAUUCUCAGCAGAUUUAUACGAAAUUAAAUGGGCCAAAGUCUUUGUCUCGUUUACCUCAAACUCUUCAAAAAUCUAAUCCCAAUCUGCGAUCGCAUAAUUCUACUUUUGCAAAAGGUAAAACAACAACAACAACAACAACAACAAAAAUAACUCGCCAAUCAAAAUUUGGUUUUCAAUCUAUUGGAAGGGGAAUAAUGAAAAAUGGCCAGCCAAUAGUGUCUAAUCGAUUAACUAAUUUGGCUAAAGUACAGGGAGCAGAAUUUGAUAAAACGCAUACUAGAAACUCAAAUGAAAGCAUUGAGAGUACAUUAAGCACUUACAGUGGUCCAGAUUUUGACGAUGGCUUGAGUACAUGUUCAGACGGUAGCCAUCACUUGAAUUGUGAAAAAAGUACAAAUUCUGCUGAGCAACUUUAUAAAAUCGUUGGAAUGCAGGAGGAGAAAUUGAGUCAGGAGUCAACACCAAAAGCAGAUAGGAAAAUUUUGGACAAUACAUGGAUCGCCAGUGGUACAGAUCUUCCAUCACCAAUUCUUAAGAAUAAUGAGAUAUUAGACAAUCAAGUGACUUGUUCAGAUAAUCUUGAUACGGUCAUUCAAACGAGUUCACCUCUCAUUAGUCCUGGUGAAUCUCUACAAACUUUUCCUCAAAAUCAAGCGAACCAUAUAGCUGACGACGAGAAAAUAAUGAAAAUGGAUAAAAGUCUUCCGUUGAAUAAAUUAUCGUCUGUGUUCAAGCCAGCCCCGAAUCAUGAAAAUAAGACUGAUGGUGUUCGUUUACCUGUAAGCCGUUCAUCCAAUCUACCAAGUGGAAUACCUCGGCCAGCAUCGCGAAUUCCGGCACCUAGAUUCUCAAGAACUAAUGCACAAGUGAAAAGUCAAAAUAAUAUAAAGAAGGGCCUUUUUUGACAAAAAAAAUUGCUGAAUUGCUCGAGUUGCUUUACAACUUUUUCAUUUAAUAAAUUAAAUUUUUAUAUAAAUGCGUUUUUUUUUUUUUUUUUUUUUUUUAAGAGUCUGAGGCCUUCUCCAUAAAUGGACAAUAUGAACAGAUAAGAAUUAUGAUUAAAUACAUAUCAGAGAAAAUUUUAUAAAUUAAUUGCGACUGUAGAUAUAAACGUGCAAAAAUCCGUUCAUGGAAAAAACGGAUGGAGACAAAAUGAGAAUAUAGUUAAGAAAAAGGCCUUGAUUUAUUCCAACUACCGCUGUGCCUUCUAAUGAUUAAAAUGAAAAUGAUAUUGUUAGGUUAAACUUAAGGUUUUUAUAUUAUUGCGACAUGUAUUGUUUUUUCUUCUCGACAACAAGUUAUUUUUUAUUCAAUUCAUUAAUGUUGAUACAAUAAAACUGCCGAUAUUGAAAAUUAUGAA